Molecule: messenger RNA, 1565 nt
Organism: [Candida] anglica
Lineage: Eukaryota; Fungi; Ascomycota; Pichiomycetes; Serinales; Debaryomycetaceae
Source: the annotation of a GenBank genome assembly
UAUGUAUAACUACCAAUUGUUCUGCACUUUUUGACUUGACAACCCCCUCGUUCGUUAUCUCGUUUACUCGCCACUCACAAGUGAUUGAAGCCGUUCAUUCGCAAAAGGUUGUGGAUUCAAAACUCCAAAAAAAAAAAUAACGUUAAUCGCUAUAGUUUUUUUUUUUGGCCAUAGCACCUGAUUAAUCGCCGGAGCAUUUACUUCCGAGUUCUUGGUAUUUUAGAUACAUAUUCAAUCAGUUUCAGACACCACUAAGUAGGAUACCACACUCCCUUACAAGAAUCUCCGCAUGGAUCCAACAAACGAUCCCAACUUUACACCUCCUUCCCUCAAGAGAGAUAUCGAGCCACCAGCUCCUUCCUCAAGAAUCCCCAAGAACGCACCUAUUCAACCAUUGGUGCUCGCAGACAUGGGAAACGCAGUAGACGCUCCAUCUCCACACCCGUCGGUGUCCUCGUCGUCUGGUUCUUCGUCAGCGAAGGCUAAGAAUCCAGUCACAUUCACGGACGACAGUCUCCCCUCGCAGUAUCCGCAUGCUAAGAUCCCUAGAAGACACACCGAGCUUGUCAGCUCGUCUUCUGACGAGGAAAAAGUGCAGACAAAGCCUAUAUUACCGCCCACCAUCAAGGUUAAAUCGUCACAGAUUGCCGACUUGGAGGAAGUACCGCAUGGAAUUCAGAGACAGGCCAAGACUUUAGAUAAGUACGAGUUCCCAACCCACAGAUUAGCUACCACACUUUCUGAUGACACUAAAUACCCGUUGGUGAUUGUGGCUUGUGGUUCAUUUUCCCCUAUCACCUACCUCCAUUUGCGUAUGUUUGAAAUGGCGCUUGAUACAAUCACUGAACAGACUCGUUUUGAAGUGAUUGGUGGAUACUAUUCACCUGUCAGUUCUAAUUACAAGAAACAAGGUCUUGCCCCCGCGCACCAUCGUGUAAGAAUGUGUGAAUUGGCUUGUGAAAGAACCUCUUCAUGGUUGAUGGUAGACGCCUGGGAAUCUCUUCAACCAAAAUAUACCCGUACCGCAUUGGUAUUGGACCACUUUAACGAGGAAAUCAACAUCAAUGGUGGCGGUAUUAUGACUGCUCUGGGUGAAAAGAGAGGCGUGAAAAUCAUGCUCUUGGCAGGUGGUGAUCUUAUCGAAUCUAUGGGAGAACCAGAUGUCUGGGCCGACCAGGAUUUGCAUCACAUUUUGGGAAAGUAUGGAUGUCUUAUAGUUGAAAGAACUGGUGCCGACGUGAGAAGUUUCCUUCUCUCCCACGAUAUCAUGUAUGAACACAGAAGAAACGUGUUGGUCAUUAAACAACUCAUCUACAACGAUAUCUCAUCCACCAAGAUUCGAUUGUUUAUUAGACGUGGAAUGUCCGUCCAGUACCUCUUGCCAAACUCAGUGAUAAGGUACAUUCAAGAACACAAGUUGUAUAUCAACGAAACUGAGCCGGUCAAGCAGGUAAUGGCGGAUAAGGCCGAUUAAUAGAGAUCUCAGGACCGUAACCCCCUUCAAUUCUGGCGUAUCCGUAUUAUUUUUAAUCGUUUCUAUAGAUUUAUUAUAUUCCUAUUUACAA